AUGAUCGUGCCAACCCUAACACAGAAUCCAGACAAAUGUGACGACACGAGGUACAUUGUCUGCUACCUGAGGAACACGUGUGGACUAACCUGUCAGCUACACCACCUCGUCCACUGCUUGAUGGCCUCUUACGCUAGUCGUCGCAUGCUUGUCAUUAAUUCAACACAUUGGCACUACUCGAACAAAGCAUGGAACCAUUAUUUCGAAAACCCAUCGCUUAACUACGGUGAAAAUCCCGAAAAAAUUUUCGGUUCCGACAAAAUUUUUAACAUGUCUAAAACCGCUGGCGAUGAAAAAUUUAAAGAGUUCGUCCACACACGGGCCCUACCACUUGAAAUUUUUAAACGGUUGGAAGGAUUGCACGGAGAACCAACCGCCUGGUGGGUGGGUCAGAUGUUGAGCUUCUUGCUGAAGCCCCAGAAAUGGCUACAGGAUAAAUUGGUGGCUGAUGAAGUGAAGCAUCAUUUUCAGAAUCCUAUCGUCAGCAUUCACGUAAGAAGAACGGAUAAAUUAAAGUCUGAAGCUUCAUUUCAUGACAUCUCGGAGUACAUGCUCCACGUGGAAAACUACUACCAGUACCUCGAUCUCAAACAACAAAUUGUCGAUAAAAGAAGAGUUUACAUUGCUACCGAUGACAUCAAUGUCAUUCAUCUGGCUAUACAGAGAUAUCCGGAUUACGAAAUUUUACACGAUGAAAACGUGGUGAAUACUGCUGUGGAAGUGAAUAGAUACUCAGAUGCAUCCCUGGCUGGCAUUAUCAAGGAUAUCCACUUCCUAUCGAAAUCAGAUUAUAUCGUCUGCACUUUUUCAUCCGGGGUGUGUAGGGCGGCCUAUGAAAUCAUGCAAACGUUGCACGCUGACGCGUCUCAGAGGUUCAGGAGUCUGGACGACACCUAUUACCUCCUGGGCCAGCCCAACGUACGUUACAUCGUUCGGCUGCACCACAACCCCGAUAACAACGAGCUGCCUCUGAAAACUGGCGAUGAAAUAAAAUUGCAUGGCGACCAUUGGGAUGGCUUUUCAUUAGGUUCCUAUCUUGAUUCAUCUGAAGCAGGCCUCUUCCCGUCUUAUAAAGUUGAAAAAGUUGGCCAAAGAGGACUAGUUUGA
Helobdella robusta is the source of this 1107-nucleotide messenger RNA. RefSeq lists its product as hypothetical. The transcript has 8 exons. Gene Ontology annotation, molecular function: protein binding; alpha-(1->6)-fucosyltransferase activity. NCBI's taxonomy places the organism in Eukaryota, Metazoa, Annelida, Clitellata, Rhynchobdellida, Glossiphoniidae. The record is from RefSeq and is a predicted model, not a curated record. Bases 1 to 1107 code for a protein of 368 amino acids. Gene Ontology annotation, biological process: protein N-linked glycosylation.